Messenger RNA from Momordica charantia (bitter melon), 1388 nucleotides. RefSeq lists its product as uncharacterized. NCBI's taxonomy places the organism in Eukaryota, Viridiplantae, Streptophyta, Magnoliopsida, Cucurbitales, Cucurbitaceae. The record is from RefSeq and is a predicted model, not a curated record.
UGCAUAUCUCUCACUCUUCCUCGGUGUAAGCUACCAUAAAUGAUUGAUGUUUUUUCAGUCUGUUUCAAGCCUAUGAUGAAUCAGGUUCUGACAGAUGGGCUUUUUUUUCUCUUCUAUCCAUGAAUUAUUAAUUUGCACCACAUAAUCUCUACCAACUGUAACUGAAUUGCCUUUGCCUAUUAUAUGUUCUUCUAUUCUCCACUCCCAUUUCAACCUUUCUUUUUCAUAGCAUCCAUGAAACCAAGAUCACCAUUGAGACGACUUCUGCAAGAGCAACAAGAACCUUUUGAGUUGGAGGAUUACCUUUUCGAGAGAGACUACUCGAUAAAGAGCUUGAAUGGGAGCACUGGCUUUGCCUGCAGCGGUGGAAGAUUAGACAGCAUUAAGAAGUUUGGAAAGGGAUUCGUAAAGAUUAAUAAGAAACUGAGGAAUUCAUGUAAGAAACUUGUUUCCAUCAACAGGAAGCAGAAAACUAAGAAUUUGGGAAACAAUGGUGGGACUUCUAAUGUUGGUUGCAAGAGAGUUGCAGAAUCAGAGAAGUUUUCUUCUGCCAACAGCUCCCCAGAGAUGUUUGGUUCCUUUUCUGGAAAUGAUCAUGAAGAAAUGUCGCCUUCAACGAGAGGACGUCACACUAAUUCAUCAACUUCAGACACCUUCAGGGCUCCAGAAACCUGCAACUUGCAAGUAGUGAAGGUUGCGGCAGGAAAAAAGAUCGUGUCUAGAAGCAUGGAACCAAGGAAGCAGAGUCAAGAUAAUCGACUAUGCAAGGGCAUUCCUCUGAAGAAGAAAGUUACAGAAGACUCGAUUCUAUCAGCCACUCUCUGGGAACUACUACUUUACUCCGCAGCAACAGAGAAAACGAGUAGCAUCGGGACUGCAGAACUGCAGGAGCUUGUAACAUCCAACCCUGCGUCUCAGCUCCUGAUAUCCAAAAGGGUAAUACAUCAGACAAAGCAGCUUCUUUUUGACUGUGUGAGGGAGGUGGUGGAGGCCCAUUCCAAGCGGGGCAGGCACUUGGGGUCUGAAGAAGCCACAGUUGAAGAAGCAAACUUACUGAAUCUACUGAACUCAGAUUUCCUGGACUCAGUAGCAGAAUGGAGGGAUUUGAAGCAGCAGAAGCAACUUAUAGGGACAGAGAUUGGAGAAAUCGUUCUCAAAGAGAUCAUCAAUGAAGUUGUUACUCAACUAAUUGAUAAUCUGUGACCUACUACUACUACCUUCUGCCUUCCCUUAUACUAAGAUUCCCAUACAGAGUUUUUCCAGAUUCAACUGGCUACAAAAAGACCAAAGCAUCCUAUAUAAUCUUGUUUACAAAAAUCUCCCUAGCCCAAAAGAGGGGAGGGCUGUGAAUUUUGUAUUGCAACAAUUAUUACCAGUUAUAAAGUACA